UGACGUGAUUCUUGCUGUCGUCGGGACCGGAAGCAGGAAGUGUGAGUUCUAACUGUGUGCUGCAGGAGGUCAGGAUAGGAGGCACGAUGGCGGCGAACUUGGCGAAGACCCGAGCAUGGGGCGGAAUACGGAGGUAUGGUCUUUCAAAAUACAGGAGUUACAGUAGUGGCGGCAGCAGUGCAUACCACAAUAUCCCUCUUACCAACCCCUUGCCAGGAGUGCCAAAACCGCUCUUUGCAAGUGUUGAUGGACAAGAAAAAUUUGAAACUAAGGUUACUACUCUGGAGAAUGGUUUGCGUGUGGCAUCACAAAAUAAAUUUGGACAGUUCUGUACAGUUGGAAUUCUGAUCAACUCUGGAGCAAGACAUGAAACAAAAUAUCUUAGUGGCAUUUCCCAUUUUUUGGAAAAACUGGCCUUUUCAUCUACUGCUCAGUUUGGCAGUAAGGAUGAAAUUCUUCUGACAUUGGAAAAACAUGGGGGUAUCUGUGACUGUCAGACAUCCAGAGAUACGACCAUGUAUGCUGUGUCCGCAGACACUAAAGGUUUAGAUACGGUGGUGAGUCUGCUUGCUGAAGUCGUUCUGCAGCCACGGUUAUCAGAGGAUGAGAUCGAGAUGACUCGUAUGGCCGUCCGGUUUGAACUUGAAGAUCUGAACAUGAGACCAGACCCAGAACCUCUGUUAACAGAGAUGAUCCAUGCGGCAGCAUAUAGUGGGAACACAGUUGGUCUGCCCCGGUUCUGCCCGGUUGAGAAUAUUGAUAAGAUCAACCAGAAAACAUUACACUCUUAUAUGCACAACUAUUAUACCGCGGAUCGGAUGGUAUUGGCAGGAGUGGGCAUAGAGCAUGAACAGUUGCUUCAGUGUGCAAAGAAGUAUCUGCUGGGUGUGGAACCUGUCUGGGCAUCAGGAAAACCAAGAACCAUAGACAAGUCUAUAGCUCAGUACACGGGAGGUAUUGUCAAGGUUGAAAAGGACAUGUCUGAUGUCAGCCUUGGCCCUACACCAAUUCCAGAGCUCACCCACAUCAUGAUCGGCCUUGAAAGCUGCUCUUUUUUGGAAGAUGACUUCAUUCCCUUUGCUGUACUAAACAUGAUGAUGGGAGGAGGUGGAUCCUUUUCUGCUGGGGGGCCCGGAAAGGGAAUGUUCACUAGGUUGUACCUUAAUGUGCUAAACAGACACCACUGGAUGUACAAUGCCACCUCUUACCACCACAGUUAUGAGGAUACCGGUCUCCUAUGUAUUCAUGCCAGCGCAGAUCCUCGUCAGGUCAGAGACAUGGUGGAAAUAAUUACAAGGGAGUUUACGCUAAUGGCUGGAGGUGUCGGAGAGGUGGAAUUAGAUCGGGCAAAGACCCAACUGAAAUCCAUGCUCAUGAUGAAUCUUGAAUCCAGACCCGUUAUAUUUGAGGAUGUAGGCAGACAAGUGUUAGCAACAGGCGCAAGAAAACUUCCUCACGAGCUGUGCAGUCUGAUUGAUAAUGUGAAAGCAAGUGACAUCAAGAGGGUGGCUACUAAAAUGCUGCGCAACAAACCUGCAGUUGCCGCUUUGGGAGACCUUUCAGAGUUACCAGAUUACGAACACAUCCAGGCUGCUCUGUCGAGUAAGGAUGGUCGCCUGCCACGUUCAUUCAGAUUGUUCCGAUAGAGUGAUGACCAGACCCCGCAAAUUUCUAAUAACUACACGUGCUGACAGCAGAGACAACGUGUGCUUGAGUUUUAUUCACUCACGUUACAAAGAGGAGUCUUCGAUCAUCAAUCCCAGAGAAGCUAGCUCUUAACCCUUUAAGGACACAGCUUUCAGUUUGCUCAAUUGUUUUAUGACGGAAAAAUUCCGUCAUAUGUCCUUAAGAGGUUAAAGCAGUGAAGUGCUUUGUUUGUUAGUGUUCCAUAAUGAUGGAAUAUGGCACUUAUAUAGUCAUUGAUACGAGUCGGUACCAGGAAUCCCGUAAAUCUAAAACAAUAAUAGUGGGGGGAAACAUUUGGCAUCUUAAACUACACCGUUACUAGUAUUCAAGUAAAGAUUGUAUGCAUUUCUUUCUUUUUUUAUUUUAUUUAAUAUAGACUAGUUAUUGUUAAUAAGAACUUUUACACAGACUAUCAAAAGGUAGAUCUGCACUUCAAAUCUUAUUUUCCCCCCUCUUCCCCCCCAAAAAAAGCCAAUUGCAUAAGUUGAUUGGUCGUUGAUAAAACUAGUUUUCAGGGCUUAAAUAUAGAAAUUGUGCCACACCAAGUAUAUGUUUAGUUAUUUAUUUUAUGUAUGUUGUAUGUUUUUCCAAGAGUUAAGUCGCUGUUCGUACAGCGAAGACUUGCGAAAAUAUUUUUUGCCACAUAUCAAGCUGCUCUCAUACGUUUUUACUGGUAUGCGCUAUAGUGUGUAUGAUGAAACUGCCUUGGGAUAUUACAAGGCUGAACAUAUUAGAACAUUCACUUAAUAUUUGGUAACCCAACAUUAUUGUAUCAGAAAUCUUCUGUUCCUAUACAUUUCUUAUUUUGUGGAUUAUGGUCUGUGUUUUGUAUAAAAUGAAUUAUCUUUUCUAAACAUAACAGGAGCAAAGAUAAAACAUUGCAUCUAUCUAGCACUUAUAAAAAAAAGUCCAUUUGUAUACGAAACUUUAUCUAAAAAACGACAACAUUAUAAUGUUAAGAUGCCAAUAAUCGGUCACAACCAUCUGGAGCAGUGAUGAUCAAUCAAUAUCAGGGACUGCAUAAAUACCUAGAAUGCCUAUGCUGUGUUUUUUUUUUUUUAAAUUAUAUUGUCCCUACACCUAAACAAGUGUGUAGAGUCGCUCUGCAUGUCUGUGGGGGGGGAUUACAAAAUGGCUACUCUGAUGGGUCUCUGUACAACUACAGGCUGUUUUCUCCUUCACUGCUAUCUUUGUUUCAGUAUCCCUUUAAGUGCCACCUUAUUUAACUACAAAACAAUGACAUCCUGAAGCUUAUACCACUGUAGGGGAUGUAUGGAUAUGGUUAUUGCUCGUUGCUGGGGAGGGACACAUUAUCUACAUUUAAAAAAAAAAACUCUUUUAAAAGGAAAAGCCUGUGUGUUACAUGGGGCUUUAAAGGGACAUUAAACACUUUGAGAUGGUAAUAUGAAAUAAUAAACUAUGCAAUAAACAUCUACAAUAUACUUGUAUUAUUUAUUUUGUCCCCUUUACCUUUAACCCCAUUCUGAAAUUGUUAGGUUUUCAGUUCCUGCAAAAAAUAAAAGUGCCUAACACUGUUAUAUUCCACACAGUCAUUGGCUGCACAUUCUAGUGACCUAUUUAUUACUUUCACCAAUUGGCCACAGCAAAGAAGGUAACUUAAGUUACAACAUGGCAGCUUCCAUUUUUCUUUAUAGACAAUAAAACUUCACUAUUAUCUUUUUCUUUGAAUGCUUCAUUCUAUCUAAUAUUUAUUUAGUGUUUAAUGUCCGUUUAAAGGAACACUUUUUUUUCUUCAUCUAAAAUCCCGCAUUUGAAAUGUAUUUUAGUUUCUGAAUAAACCAGUUUUAUCCUUACACGUGCAGAAGUGGGUCCCUGUCCCUCCAGAAAAGAACUGAUUACAAAACAAUUACUGCAGUAUUAGAUUCGGUUUGAACACUUUUUGUACCGGCAAAAAACAAAUUUGAAACAUUUUUCAAUGCAAUGUCCUUUAAAAGUUACAAUAGAGCUAAAUAAAAUCAGUGAUCAGUACCAAGGAAAACUGUAUAAUAAAGGAAAAUAUUGUAAAAUGCCAAAAUGGAACGUCUGCCUCUAUUCUAGGAUCUGGUUAUUGUAUUUAUCUACCUGCAUAGCAACAUCUAAGGUAGAAUGUUUGUUUUGUAAAAUAUUUUCUAGAAAUCUAGCUUAAUAAAAUUGUAUUUUUUUUUAUGACAA
Messenger RNA from Bombina bombina (fire-bellied toad), 3858 nucleotides. It is a transcript of the gene PMPCA, whose product is annotated as peptidase, mitochondrial processing subunit alpha. The transcript has 13 exons. Gene Ontology annotation, molecular function: metal ion binding; metalloendopeptidase activity. Gene Ontology annotation, cellular component: mitochondrion. The record is from RefSeq and is a predicted model, not a curated record. The coding region runs from base 87 to 1646 and encodes 519 amino acids. NCBI's taxonomy places the organism in Eukaryota, Metazoa, Chordata, Amphibia, Anura, Bombinatoridae.